GGUGACGUCACGGUGGGUUGCCACUUGGGCAGCAGCUGCAGUUUAAAAACCGCUUGGAAAUGGGAAAUUGGAAAUUGCGUGGAAACUUCAGAGCCUGUCGUCGCGGAGUUUUCCCUGAAAAGCUGUUUUCAAUCACGGAACGUCUUCUUUUGACAUAUCUGCGGACAACGCGGGUCAAACAGGUGAUAGGAUCAUGAACAAGAACUCGAUCAGCACUGACCAGGAGCUGCGUCAGGGGGAAUACCUCACCAGUGAAAAUGGCAACUUCAAAGCUGUCUUCCAGGAUGACGGCAACUUCGUCAUCUAUACCUGGUCCCCCAUUUGGGCAUCAAAUACCUAUGGUAAAAACCCAUUUCGAAUCCUUCUGCAACAGGAUAACAACCUGGUUAUGUACAACAAGGAAGAUAAACCUCUGUGGGCGUCUGGCACCUACUCAAACCAGUGCUCUACUAGAUUGCGCCUGACGAUGACUAAUGAAGGUCAACUGGUUCUUGACCAAAAUGGAAAGAGAAUUUGGAGUGUUGGAAAAUAGUAGCAAGGAUAAUUUCAGACAGAAUUCGUGAUGUGGCAAGAAACAUAGUUUGCUCUGAGAUUGAAAUAAAGAGCUCUUAUAUUUAAUUA
Molecule: messenger RNA, 621 nt
Organism: Seriola aureovittata
Lineage: Eukaryota; Metazoa; Chordata; Actinopteri; Carangiformes; Carangidae
Product: B-type lectin plumieribetin-like
Exons: 4
Coding region: 194-532 (112 amino acids)
Source: RefSeq, a predicted model, not a curated record